UCUCUCUUGAAUGCUGUUUUGUCUUGUGUCCCUCGUGGCUCUGUUUAUCCCAAGGAGACAAUGGGCAAGAUUCUGAAAACCUAAUCAGCCUGAGCCAGAGCCCCACAGAACCAGGACCACUGCCAAAUUCACAGCAAUGACAAGUAAGAAUGCCGAUGAAGAUCAGAUCAAGGACAGGCUGGAGCAGAGGAGAUGUCACUUUACAUGGGAUUUGCUAAUUGAAGACACUGAAAUGCCUGAUUUGGAAAACAGGAUCUUGGAUGAGAUUGAGUUCCUGGACACCAAAUACAAUGUGGGAAUACACAACCUACUGGCCUAUGUGAAACACCUGAAAGGCCAGAAUGAGGAAGCCCUGAAGAGUCUGAACUUAAUCCAGCGAGAACAUGCCGACCAAUCAGGCAUGAGAAGUCUGGUUACCUGGGGCAACUAUGCCUGGCUGUACUACCACAUGGGCAGACUAGCAGAAGCCCAGGCUUACGUAGACAAGGUAGAGAACAAGAAGUUUGCAAAUCAGAUGGACUGUGAGGAAGGAUGGGCCUUGCUGAAAUGUGGAGGGAAGAAUUAUAAACGGGCCAAAGCCUGCUUUGAAAAGGCUCUGGAAGUGGACCCCAAAAACCCUGAAUUCAGCACUGGGUAUGCAAUCACCGCCUAUCGCCUGGACGGCCUUAAUGGAGCACCACACAAUAGUGAGGAAAUUUGUCUGAACCUACUAAAACAGGCCAUCAGGCUAAAUCCAGAAGAUGCGUAUAUUAAGACUCUCCUUGCCCUGAAGCUUCAGGAUGUAGGACAAGAAGCUGAAGGAGAAAAGUACAUUGAAGAAGCACAGACCAACAUGUCCUCGCAGACCUAUGUGCUUCGAUAUGUGGCCAAGUUUUACUGAAGAAAAGGCUCUCUGAAUAAAGCUCUCCAGUUCUUUAAAAAGGCCCUGAAGGCAACAACCUCCUCUGCCCUCCUGCAUCACCAGAUAGGGCUUUGCUAUAAAGCACAAGUGAUUCAAAUAAAGAAAACUGUAAACUGGCAGCCUAGAGGACAGGAUAGAGAAAAUGUUGACAGAAUUGCAAGAUCAGCCAUAUCUCAUUUGGAAUUUGCUCUGAAAGAAAAACCCACACUUGAUAUUGCUUAUGUACACCUGGCAGAAAUGUACAUAGAAGCAGGGGACCACAGAAAAGUUGAAGACAUUUAUCAAAAAGUGUUAUGCAUGAACAUACUCCAAGAAGAAAAGCUGCAAAGGAUACAUUUCUCCUAUGGCCGAUUUCAGCAAUUUCAAAUGAAAUCUGAAGACCCUGCAUUUAUCCAUUAUUUAAAAGUAGCAAAAAUAGAAAAGGCAACAUUUGUAAGGGAUAAAAGUAUCAGUUCUUUGGAGAAAUUGGCUCUAAAGAAAUGUCAGAGAAAUCCAUUAGACACAGAAACCUUGAGCAUCUUUGAGUCCAUCCACAAAUUGAAAGGAGAAAUGAAUAAAGCCCUGAGGGUCCUCAGGCUGACUGCUGACUUUGAGAACUCUGUGGGACAUGAUGCCUAGGCACUGAAAUAUUGACCACUUCCCUAUUUCAGCUGAUUUUAGGUUAAUAUGUACUAAUCAUCUUAUCUGCUUGCUGCUUUCAGAUCAGAUUAUGCAAUUCACUGUAAAGAUGUGAUUUUUGAACAAUUACUCAAACCUAGUUAAAUAGGUACAUUCAGAAAAUAGUGAAACAGAAUAUAUUGUCUGUGUGUGUGAGAGAAAGGAAGAGAGAGGGAAUGGAAGCAUUUCUCUGUGAAUGCUAUAUAGUAGAAAAAAACGGUUUGUUGAGUAGAUUUGCAGCAAAUAAAACAAUGGACUUACAUAAAAUAAAAUGUUUAAUUCAUUCAUUUUA
Ceratotherium simum simum (southern white rhinoceros) is the source of this 1850-nucleotide messenger RNA. Lineage: Eukaryota; Metazoa; Chordata; Mammalia; Perissodactyla; Rhinocerotidae. The record is from RefSeq and is a predicted model, not a curated record.